Messenger RNA from Thamnophis elegans (Western terrestrial garter snake), 6306 nucleotides. RefSeq names its product TBC1 domain family member 9 (gene TBC1D9). The record is from RefSeq and is a predicted model, not a curated record. The transcript has 20 exons. Gene Ontology annotation, molecular function: calcium ion binding. Bases 1004 to 4891 code for a protein of 1295 amino acids. Lineage: Eukaryota; Metazoa; Chordata; Lepidosauria; Squamata; Natricidae.
GGAGGCGAUAGGCUCGGCUGGGCGAUGGAGAUCCGCAGCGGAACGGAGCGUUCCUGGCUGCCGCUGGUCGGUGCCAUCCCGGCCGGACUGGGAUGGGCGAUCUAAGCGAUCGCAACCCGGCGGAGGAGCCUAAACCUGGAAGAGGGUAGCCCGUCGUCUCCUUAGCCGCCUUGACGAUGUCCUUUGUCGAACGGUGUUGGACAGCAUCCCCCUUUCGGGGAGCGAGGUUUUCGGUGGCCAGCCCCGUAUAGGUUGGUCGUGCGCCUCCCGAGUUCCGAAGCCGGUGGGUUUUUUUUAACCCGCAGAGACCAGUUUAGAUGAGGGAGGUGAUGGGACGUGGUCGUCCGAAAUCCCGGGGUGUUUUUGCGUAACCCACGCCGGGGACACUGCGGGCUUUGCCAGCUCCCAAAGGCGCUAGCGCACGGAGAGGUGGCAGAGGAAGGACGGCCCGAGUCGGGCAGCUCUCUAGCUUCCGUCCAUAUACCUGACCUUGCCUCCUUGGCAUAAACGGCGGGGAAUAAGCGAUCUUUGCAGGCAAGACGGGUUUCCCCCGGGUUUUCUUGGCUCAGGAGGUGAUUCCGAACCGUCGCCCGCUUCCCUCUUGUGUUUUUUUUUUCUCUCUCCCCGCCAGCGCAUCCUUCCCGGGGCUCGAUGGCCAUGAGCUGGCUGGGAGAUGGCGUUACCGCCCGGCGGGAGUGAGGUUGGGCGGGCUCAGCCGCCGCGUCGCCCGCUCUGAGGUCACCGCUCGGCUCGUUCCCGCGUCCCCACCGACGUGACUGCUGAGCCUGAGAACUGCUCCCACCUCGGGCGGAGGACAGCGGGCAUGCCGCGGCUCUUUCUUGCUUUUCUCCUUCCCGAUGGUCCGUGCUUCCGACGAGCUGCUGGCGGCGUCCCUCCGGGCUGGGCAGGGCGCUGAGGGAGUACGGAGGCUGCGUUCCUGAGAAGCCUCCGCCGAAAAAGAAGCUCCCCCCCCCCCCCGGCUGCCUUUGUCUUGGCCGGGAGGAUGUGGGUGAACCCGGAGGAGGUGCUGCUGGCCAAUGCCUUGUGGAUCACGGAGCGGGCCAACCCUUACUUCAUCCUGCAAAAGAGGAAGGGGCACGGAGGAGAUGGAGGCAGCGGAGGGAUCACUGGACUUCUUGUGGGAACUCUUGAUGUUAUGUUAGAUUCAAGUGCAAGGGUAGCACCAUAUCGUAUUCUGUAUCAAGCACCAGAUUCUAUGAUAUACUGGACUAUUGCUUGUGGUUGCUCAAGAAAAGAAAUAACUGAGCAUUGGGAAUGGCUUGAACAGAAUUUACUACAAACGCUUUCUAUCUUUGAAAAUGAAAAUGAUAUAAACACUUUUGUCAGAGGAAAAAUACAGGGUAUCAUCGCAGAGUACAACAAAAUCAAUGGUAUUCGGGAAGAUGAUGACACGGCUAAAUUUAAGGAAGCAACAGUGAAGUUCCAUAAAUUGUUUGGGAUGCCAGAGGAGGAGAAACUUGUGAAUUACUAUUCCUGCAGUUAUUGGAAAGGGAAAGUCCCACGUCAGGGCUGGAUAUAUCUCAGCAUUAACCAUCUAUGUUUCUAUUCUUUUCUCAUGGGUCGAGAAGCUAAACUUGUCAUCCGAUGGGUAGAUAUCACCCAGCUUGAGAAGAAUGCAACUCUGCUGUUACCUGAUGUGAUUAAAAUUAGCACAAGAUCCAGUCAGCAUUUCUUUUCUGUGUUUCUCAAUAUCAGUGAAACAUUUAAACUAAUGGAACAACUUGCUAACAUAGCUAUGAGGCAACUUUUGGACAAUGAAGGCUUUGAGCAGGACAAGUCACUCCCCAGACUUAAGAAGAAAUCUCCUAAAAAAGUAUCUGCCUUAAAACGGGAUCUGGAUGCCAGGGCAAAAAGUGAAAGGUACCGUGCUUUGUUCCGGCUUCCAAAGGAUGAAAAACUAGAUGGACAUACAGAUUGUACUCUGUGGACCCCAUUUAAUAAAAUGCACAUUUUGGGUCAAAUGUUUGUGUCUACAAAUUACAUCUGUUUCAAUAGCAAAGAAGAAAAUCUCUGCAGCCUCAUCAUCCCACUUUGGGAGGUGACGAUUGUUGAAAAGGCGGAUAGCUCAAGCGUUUUACCUAGUCCAUUAUCAAUCAGCACUAAAAACCGAAUGACAUUCCUCUUUGCCAAUUUGAAAGACAGAGACUUUCUAGUGCAGAGAAUUUCUGAUUUCCUCCAGAAAACUACUUCCAAAAUUUAUUCUGAAAGAGAGAUUUCUGGAAGUUACAACAGUUCAGAUGAUGAGGUUUAUUCAAGGGCAAGUAGUGUCCUUUCAUCAAGCCCUCAGAGAAGCCUGAACUCUGAGGUGGAUGGAGACCAGCACUUCAAUUUGAAUGGAAACAGUGUCCCAACUGUAACACAGGCCCUAAUGACUAUGUAUCGUCGGCGUUCUCCAGAGGAAUUCAACCCUAAAUUGGCAAAAGAAUUUUUGAAAGAAGAAGCUUGGAAAAUGCAUUUUGCUGAGUAUGGCCAAGGUAUCUGUAUGUAUCGUACAGAGAAAACAAGAGACCUUGCAUUAAAAGGUAUUCCUGAAAACAUGAGAGGGGAACUCUGGUUGCUCUUGUCAGGAGCAAUUAAUGAAAUGGUUACCCACGCUGGCUAUUAUGAAGACUUGGUGGAGAAAUCUAUGGGGAAAUACAAUCUUGCAACAGAAGAGAUUGAGCGGGAUUUGCAUCGCUCUCUUCCGGAGCAUCCAGCCUUCCAGAAUGAGAUGGGUAUUGCAGCACUGCGGCGAGUCCUAACUGCAUAUGCAUUUAGAAAUCCAAACAUAGGAUACUGCCAGGCCAUGAAUAUUGUUACAUCAGUCCUGCUUUUGUAUGCCAAGGAAGAGGAAGCAUUUUGGUUGUUGGUGGCUUUAUGCGAGCGCAUGCUGCCAGAUUACUACAACACAAGAGUUGUUGGUGCUCUGGUGGAUCAAGGUGUGUUUGAAGAAUUAGCUCGGGAUUAUAUCCCACAACUCUAUGACUGCAUGCAGGAUUUGGGAGUCAUCUCAACCAUCUCUCUUUCAUGGUUCCUCACGCUCUUCCUCAGUGUAAUGCCUUUUGAAAGUGCUGUUGUGGUGGUAGAUUGUUUCUUCUAUGAGGGUAUAAAGGUGAUAUUCCAGUUAGCACUAGCUGUGCUAGAUGCAAAUGUAGAGAAGUUGCUGAACUGUAAAGAUGAUGGUGAAGCUAUGACAGUGUUGGGAAGGUAUUUAGACAGCGUGAGCAAUAAAGACAGCACCUUGCCGCCAAUUCCUCACCUUCAUUCAUUACUGAGUGAUGACAUAGGGCCUUAUCCUGAAGUAGAUAUAUUUAGGCUCAUCAGAACUUCCUAUGAGAAAUUUGGUACCAUUAGAGCAGAUUUGAUUGAACAAAUGAGAUUCAAACAAAGGUUGAAGGUCAUUCAAACCCUAGAAGAUACUACUAAACGAAAUGUGGUACGAACCAUAGUAACUGAAACUUCAUUUACAAUAGAUGAGCUGGAGGAACUUUAUGCCCUUUUCAAGGCAGAACAUCUCACUAGCUGCUAUUGGGGAGGCACCAGCAAUGCUACUGACCGUCAUGAUCCAAGCUUGCCUUAUUUGGAACAGUACCGCAUAGACUAUGAGCAGUUCAAAGGGAUGUUUACUCUUCUCUUUCCUUGGGCAUGUGGAACUCAUUCUAAUGUUCUAGCUGCACGUUUGUUCAGAUUGCUGGAUGAAAACGGAGAUUCCUUAAUUAACUUCCGAGAAUUUGUCUCUGGACUUAGUGCAGCAUGUCAUGGAGACCUUACUGAGAAACUGAAAUUACUUUAUAAAAUGCAUGUUUUGCCAGAUCCGUCUUCUGAUCCCGAAGAGCCAGAUUCAGCAUUUGAAGCAACUCAGUACUUCUUUGAAGACAUUACACCAGAGUGUACACAGGGUAGAAAGAUGUUUGUUGCUGUACAAGGAAGGAACAAACAUGGAGCUGAAGAGGGAUUUGUUAAUGUGAGUUUGAAAACAGAAAAGGUAUGCUGUUCAUUAUCUUUACCAACAUCACGGCUAUUUGGGGAAUUGUAUUUGCACCAUAAUCAGAUAAACAUUACUGUGUUUUGGAUAAUUGAUUGUAAUAGGAAGAAGAAUUCUCAAGAAAAUAAAAAUUGCCUUAAAAUCUGGAAUCAAGAGAAUAAACCCAAAGUCAAAAAUGCAAAGGACUUACCUAAACUAAAUCAGGAGCAAUUUAUUGAACUGUGUAAGACCAUGUAUAACAUGUUCAGUGAAGACCCCAAUGAGCAGGAUCUUUAUCAUGCAACUGCAGCUGUGACAAGUUUGCUUCUAGAGAUUGGUGAAGUUGGUAAACUGUUUAGUGUCCAAUCUAUUAAAGAGGCUGAGAAUACCAGCAAAACCAUUCAGAAUGUGCUGAUUCAGAAGAAAGGGAGCCAGCAGUACCAUCUUGACCGACACAAUCAUUUUCAAAAUGGUUUUCUUGAUGAAGAGGAGAAUAUUUGUGGUGACAGUUCACAAAUGGAGGAUGUUAAACUGGAAGAUUCUUCUCCUAGGGAUAAUGGAGCUGGUUCUUCCAUGUUAAUUUCUGAUGAUGAUACUAAAGAUGACAGCUCCAUGUCUUCAUAUUCUGUCCUGAGCGCAGGUUCUCAUGAGGAAGAAAAGUUACACUGUGAAGACAUCAGUGAAGACACUGUUUUGGUACAAAGCAGCAACCCAACUUCUCUGCCAAGAAGUAGUAGUAUUGACAGAGACUGGGCUAUCACCUUUGAGCAGUUUUUGGCUUCCCUGUUGACUGAACCAGCACUUGUGCGGUACUUUGAUAAACCAGUGUGUAUGAUGGCAAGGCUUACUAAUGCUAAGAAUGUGCGGAUGAUGGGAAAACCCAUAAUAUCAGCAAGUGAUUAUGAAAUCUCUACUAUGUCGGGCUAAAUGGACUGGAUAAGUAGGGUUUUUUAAAAUUCUUUUAGGUUUUUGAAAUAUUUAUUAUAGCCUCUACAGGUCCCGGUGUUCACAAAAUUUAUUAGUUAUUGUUUAUGUAAAUAUGUUGAGAUGUACAGUACAUCUAUUUUAUUUUGAAUUAUUAUAUUUUCUGUUAUGGGAAAUAUCAUUAAAAUGCUUGUCUGAAUCAGUUGAAGGGAAAUCAUUGUUAUUGGUAUACGUAUUGUUAGUCUUGCUAUCCCUGGAUAAAUAGUGAAAAUUUGUCCAGUUCUAAUUUAAUGAACAUUAUGUAUGUUUUUCAGACAGAUCUGAAAUCUAUGAAUAAGGAAGGAACCUGAAUAACUGAGAGCAGUGCAAGCACAGAGUAUGCUGCAGUGUGUCUGCAGAGUUCCUUUAUAAUAUUUCCUUUUAAACUUGGUAGAAUAGCACUGUGUUAGUAUAGCUUUUGUGCAUACGGAGUUGCUUCCCUCCAAAUUAAAUUAAGGGGAAAAUGGACAGGAACUCCAUGUCUGCACUGCAGCUGUUGUGCUUGUACAAAAAUAAGUUAAGAAAGAAAUAGAAAGGGAUGCUGUCAACUUGUUUAGGAUUGAAAAGUAAACUCUUCAGCUUACCUGGCAGGUUUCUCUCCAUAUAAUUUUUUUUAAGAAGGCUUGUUAUUUUUUAAUACUUUUUAAAACAUUCUUCAGGGAUACUGCCAGGAACUUUCUUGAUACCUGUCAACAUCAUGACCUAAACAAUUAACGGUACUCCUUUUUUAAAAAAAUAGACUUUUAAAAAAUUCUGUAGAUAAUUCUGUCUUAUUGAUACUUUAAUCCUAAACAUCAUAAACUUAGUGUACUGUAGAUGACAAAUUCAUAACCAAAUUGCAUAAUCCUUCAUUACAACAGUUAUUAGCAAGAAUGUAACCUGUAAAAUAGCUGCAAGAAAAUGUAAUCAAAUGUUUGAAAAUCUUAAUGAAUGAAAUUGUCACUUUAUUUAUAAUUAACAGAAUGUGUUGAAUGACAAAUGGAGCACCUGCACUUUGAAUUCUUGAUUAUUUUUCAGAACCAUUAGUUGGACACAUCCCAGUAGUAGAGAACAUGCAGUACAAGAAACACAUACCCAAGUAAUGACUGAAUGCCAAUAGAGAUGUGUUCUGCUCUUUGCACCCUGUCUAUUCAAGGAGGAGAAGAAAUAAUGCUUUAAGUAAACCUAUACAAAUACUCUCAAUAUGGGCCCAAUUCCUAUGUUAGGACAGGAUUGUGUCUAGUCUUUUUACACAUUCAUUGGUGACUGAGUAUGAGUAAUUUUUAUCUACUUUGACUUUGCUGUCUUCAAAAAAACCUCAUUUUUCACUUUAUGUAUUGUAUAUUAUUGUAAUUAUCCUUUUUAAAAUUAAAACCUUGAUUUGAUUCUUAUUUAGAGUA